Caenorhabditis bovis is the source of this 1626-nucleotide messenger RNA. The record is from the annotation of a GenBank genome assembly. NCBI's taxonomy places the organism in Eukaryota, Metazoa, Nematoda, Chromadorea, Rhabditida, Rhabditidae.
AUGUCCAACUACUCCGAAAUGGACUUGCCGGCAUUGAUCAUCAAUCUAAUUGAUCUGAUGAACCAAUCGGACGCUGCCGGCAACGAGAGCGGUCAAUUGGCCAAUCGGUUAAAAAUAUCGGACAUUCUCGUUUUCGUUCGCGACAAAUUGCCAAACGCAACGGAAGCAAUGAUCUACCGUCUGAAUAUACCACAGAUUUUGAUGAAAUUGGAUGGCAACACUUUUCCGAUUCUUCAAUGCUUCAAGACGAUCGCUGAAAAGAGCAAGAAUGGUGGCGAUGAGCCGGUUCCGAUCGAGCACAAGAGAGACGUUCUGCUGGGCAUGUUCGUCGCCGGCGUCGAGACGACAACUCGCCAUCAUCUCCACGAGCUUCGACCGCACGUUUGCAAGGCCUUCGUCGAGUUUCUCAGUGUUUUUCUCGAGGAGCACAUCUCGAUUAUUGGGGAGGUCUACAAGACGAAUACGCGUCUCAAAAUGGCUACCGACAACGCGCUACGAAUUCUCGGCGAUGUUCUACGACAUCGCGUACCAGAAGCGCGAAUCGACGAGAUCGCAUUCGCGUUUUGGCGCGACUUCCUCCAACGAAUGGAUUUUUCCGAUUGGAAGCGCGAGCUUUUCAAAGAGCAUGUGAUGUACGUGAAAGGGCAGCUCGACAAAAUUUACGAAUUGCUUCCGAAUCCCAAAAAACGAGAUGAUCCGAUCGUCAUCAGAUGUCAAGUUUUGCUCGAUUUCAUUGCGAAGCAUUACGCGAAUCCCGACGAGCAACGGCAUCGAAACAAAGUCAAGAAGGAAGUUGACACGGAGCGGGUCGAUCCGGUUGAGAGCACCAACAUCAGCAGCUCCGACCAGCCUCCGAUUCCACAACAAUAUCCGAUGAUGCUUCCAGAGAGACAAGAGCCGAUUCAGCAGUAUAAUUUCGAGCAACACAUGAACAUUCAGAACCAGCUCAAUUAUUACCAACCGCAGAAUCCUUUCAACCCUUGGACGACUACAUAUCUAAGCCCAAUGCAAAACAAUUUCCAGCUCUUUGCCAAUCAGUUCGGCUACCAGCAGCAAUGGUUUCCAUUCUACCCAAAUCCUUCCCCGGCAUUCCGUGAUCGAUUUGAUUCGCCGAUUCCAGGAGGUGAUCGCCGACUUGCAGAUCUCAUGUCGACGAGAGCCUCACAAGCCGCGCACACCAAUCGACUCCCAUCGAAUACGACAUCCCCUUCCACGCGCAUCGAAUCAUCGUUGAGCACGGUCGCCUCAUCGCCAGGCCAAUUGCGAGGCGAUUCGUCGGCUGCCGUUGAUUCGCAAGAAUCGCAAUUCGUCCACAUUUUGUAUAGAGAAGAUCCAAGAAAUUCCAAUAACAGGGGGGUCGCUCGAAAGCGGAAUAGUUACACUGAUGUCGAGGAAGCGUUGAUGGCGAUGUACAUCUACACCUUGUACCUUGAAUCGGAUAAGACCAAUUUGAGACGCUUCAAAGGCGCCGGCGUUUGGAAAGAGUUCGUCAAGAAGCACUUCAAACCACGCACACCGGCCGCAUUGAGUAUGCAAUUUGCCAAAAUGCUGACUCGAAUUGAAACGAUUAUGGUGGAAUAUCAUGUUCACGAUUUUCUCAGACUCCUCAAAAACGAAUACAAGUGA